Cuscuta epithymum is the source of this 658-nucleotide messenger RNA. The record is from the annotation of a GenBank genome assembly. Lineage: Eukaryota; Viridiplantae; Streptophyta; Magnoliopsida; Solanales; Convolvulaceae.
AGCAUACAGAGGAUUGGGCACUGAGACAUGUUCGAUACGUCACUCUGUGGGACAGGCGAGCUGAGCUAGUUGUGACUGGGACACCGACAUUUGUCCCAUCUGUUUCAGGAGACUACAUGGGAUGGUAUUACAGCAUCACUCGUUUGUUUGUGUCUCCUUCGUUCAGACUCCCUACUCAUCAUUAUCAGCCUAGCUCCUUGCCUUUACAUCUUACGACACGAGCUUUGCAGCGCAUACAUCAGUGGGCUACUGCCACAAUGAGUGAUACUCAUGAUGUGGACAUGUAUGGACAUGCUCUGACAGGCAUUGCCUCCUUGUGUUCAAAUGUGUUGGGGCGAGUCGACUACGGCCAUCUUAUACAAAUGCCCCCAUGGCCCCAUCUCAGAUUCUCAGGAGAUGUCAUCGACGUCUACUGCAGCAACGGCUUCAUCAUCGCAGACGCAGCAUGAGAGAGUGGUUCUUCAACCACGACAACUACGUAGGCGUAGACAUGAGCAACAACAUCUCCAUGACCAAGAAGACCAAGAUGACUAUGAGAACUUGUAGUUUGUCUUUUGUAUUGCAGUUUUUCUUGUACAGUAGAUGUUGUAGGAACAAUUUACAACAUUUUACGUAUUUUCUCUUGUAAACUCUGUUAUGUUGUCUUGAAGUGUUCGAG